Messenger RNA from Chlamydomonas reinhardtii, 4424 nucleotides. RefSeq lists its product as uncharacterized. The record is from RefSeq and is a predicted model, not a curated record. Bases 251 to 3373 code for a protein of 1040 amino acids. The transcript has 5 exons. NCBI's taxonomy places the organism in Eukaryota, Viridiplantae, Chlorophyta, Chlorophyceae, Chlamydomonadales, Chlamydomonadaceae.
CUUCUUUUGACCUCGAGCAUUUCGACACACUUAUCCAGGACUUGCGAACUCCAUUAAACCUUGAGCUUCGUUCAAUAACCAACUUCGGGCCAGGAGCUCUGUUGAUUAUCGAUUCAUAUUGCAUUUGCAACAGAAGAUGCGUAGGGGGCCCGGGAGGGCGGGGGGCUCAGAAAGCCUAAGGUCCCUCCCAAAGUAGCCUGAUAUGCCCUCAAUUAUUUGGGGUUACAAUCGGUGAUACAGCGACGGCCAAAUGGGGAACGGUGCUUCCAGUGGUGGAGCAGGCCCUGCCCAUGCUGGCCCACCUCGUGGAGGGCCCCAGUCAACCGCGGAGCGCCUUAUGCAGCAGCAAGGGCUUGGCGUUAAGACCGGGGCAUCGGAGCUAACGCCCAGGGGCAGCGUCGCGAGCAUUGAAGACGGCGCCUCGCCGAAGCAGGGGAAACACGUGAUGAUAGCGGUGGCGGACCCCCGGACGGUGAUGUACAAGGGCACCAGGGGCGGGCUGGUGGACAAGCUGAAGCACCUGGCGGCGGCCGGCACCGCCUCCAAGCAGGGCUCGCCCGCACACUCGCCGGCCGGCUCGCGCGUGGGCUCUCGCGCGCCCAGCCGCGGCAACAGCGAGAAGAGCCUGGGCGUGCACAGCCAUGCCGGCAGCCACAUGAGCAUGGGGCAGCGGAUUGCGCAGGCCCGGCGAGAUGAGUACGAUGUGGACAGCGAUGACGAGGACCUUGAUGGGUUUAUUUAUGAGGAUGAAUCUACGUCGGAGGAUGAGCGGGAGGACUACGUCAACGCCUUCAGUCGGAAGAAGAAGCUGCCCAAGGCCAACGACUAUUCCGAAUACGAGGGGGCGGGCGUGCGCGCGCUCACGGCGGGGAGAAAGCAAGCGCCCAAGAGCGCCGCCAUGAAGCGGCAGGAGCCCAAGCAGCGCGCCGUGCCUCGGUCCGACUCGGAGGAGGAGGACGAGGACGAGGAGGGCGAGGAGGAGGAGGAGGACUACGACCCGGAGGAGGACAAGAUCCGGCUGCUGCGGCAGAAGAAGCGCGCGGAGGAGCGGGCCAAGACGGCCAUGCGGGCGGCGCAGGCGGCGGCGGCCAUGUCGCACGCGGCAACAGGUGGCAAAAGGUUAGACGACGGCCCGAGCACCAGUGGGCGCGGCGGCAUUGCGCCCAAGCCGCCCACCGAGCCACCCGUGCGCGGCAGCAGCGGCAACAUUCGCCGCGGGCAGGCGGGCGCCGCAGGCGGCAGCGGUGGUGGCGCGCCGCCAGGCGCCGGACGCGGGGCGCCGCCGCCGCCGCCUGUGGCCUACGGCGCGUCCGCUGCGUCCCAGUACUGGCAGGAGAAGCGCGACAAGGACGCCAGGUUGGACGGCCCCGGCGGCGACCAGCCGGAGAUGUCGCGGCUUGAGCAGCUGAUGGCUAUGCAGAAGAAGAAGGCGGAGCGGGAGGAGCGGCAGAAGGCGGCGGAGGCGGCGGCGGCGGCGCGGGCGCGAGCCAAAUCCGCAGUGAAGGGUGGCGGGGGAGGCGGCGGCGUGCGGUGGGGCGGCGUGGAGGACGGGGACGACGAGGACGAGGAGCCCGAGGCGGUGUCGCCCAAGCGGAAGGUGCAGGUGUCCAUAGCAGCGGGAGGGGACACGGACGGGAGCGGCAGCGGGGGAGGCGCCGUGCGGCGGCACGAGCCGGAACCGGCGCGGCCGCCGCCGCAGCAGCCCUCCCCACAGCCGCCGAUGAUGCAGGAGCGGCUGAGCUUGAAUGGGCCCAGCGGAGCCGCGAGUGGGCCGAGCAGGUCACAGCCGGCGCCGCCGAUGAUGCAAUCAUCACAGCAGCAGCAGCGGCGGGAAUCACAGCCCGGGGGGCGGCGUGACGACGAUGACAAUGAGUUGAUGCGCCUCGAGCCGCCGCAGCCGCGCCCCAGCCAGGCAGGCCGAGACGGCAACCUGCCCUCGCCCUCGCCGCCGCCGGGGCAAGCUCCGUCCGCAUUCGGGCGGCGAAUAGCCGGCGGCAGCGGCUCUGGUGCAGAUCCUUACUCGGCAGCCGGAGGCAGCGGCUACAGCUCGGGCGGGAACGCGUCGCCCAUGCAGCAACAGCAACAGGCGCCGCCGCCGCAUGCGGCUCCCAAAAAGAAGGCGACCAGCGGCGUCACUGACUUUGACGUCGACGACCUGCUGUCGUCCUUUGAGCCACCGGGGGCGGGUGGCGGCGCCGCCAAACAGGGCUCACCGCAGCAGUGGGCGGGCAGCCGGCCGCCGGAGCCGCCGCCCAACCCGCAGGAGUACGUGACGGGCGUGCUGCAUGGGCCGCCGGAGCCGCGCCGCAGCAUCCGCAUGAUGAGCGACUUCGUGACCGUGCCGCGCAACGGCUCCACCACCGCCGUGCCCGCGUGUGGCGCCGGCCAUGACGAGGACGAGGACGUGGUGGACCUGGCGACGCGCAUGCUGUCGCUGCCGGUGGCGGCGCCGCGGCCCAGCGGCGGCCCCGCCGUCGCGCCCGUGCACAGCGCGCCGCCGCCGGGGGCCGCGCAGUCGACGCCGCCGGCGUCCAUCGCCAGUCGCUUCAGCCGCAUGGGCGUGUCGGCCACAGCCGCGUACUCGUCCGACGGCGGCCUCAGCUCCAGCGUCGGCAGCGUGCCAACUUGGGGCGGGCCGGGCAACCUUGGAGGCGGCGGCGCCGCCACCGCCCGCGCCGGCGGCGCACUGGCGCCCACGUACGGUGCGUCGCCCGGCACCUCGCCGCUGCGUAUGGCGCGGCCGACGCGGCAUCCGUCCAGCGACGGGGGCGCUCCGCCGUACGGAGGCGCGCCGCCGAUGCUUGGCAGUGGUCCAGCCGCGUUAGGCGGCGGCGUGGCCGCGCGCCUGGGCUCACCUCGCGGGUCCAUGAAUGGAGGUGGCGACGGCGGCAGCGGGGGAGUCCUGCCGGUCAUCCGGCCACACAGCCCCGCGCGGCUGAGCAACGCCGGCGUGCGCGGCUCGGAGAGCGGCGGCGGGUCGACCAACGUGAGCGGCAGCAGCAUCCUCAACAGCGUCGCCUCCGACCCGAUCUUCGGGCGCGGCAGCAUGAGCGGCAUAGGCGCGGCUGGUGCCGCCGGGCUGAGCCGCUUCGGCGCCGCCACGCACUCGUCGCUGCAGCAGGAGGCGGUGCGCAGCAGCAUGCCCAACCUGCCCGCCGAGCGCGGCACCGGCUACGACAGCGAUGGCGCGCUGGCCAAGCCGCGCGGCAGCUGGAACGGCGCGGGGGGGCCGCCGGGGGCAGCCGGCGGCAGCGGCAACGGCAUGCGGGUGUCGGGCAUGGGCGGCUCGCAGGUGCCGGCGGCUGGCGGGAUGGGGAUGGCGACGGGCGGGCCGAGGACACGGUUUGCAGCGAUGAAUGCCGUGGGGGCGUAACGUGGGCAGUGCCGGUGCCGACGGCCUGGCCGUCUGGCGCUGGUGCCGCCGUGGCAGCCUGUGCCGCCACACUACCGCGGCGCUCCACAGUAGCCGCGUGGGCGCUUGCCGCGGCAGCCACGCUUUGGGCUCGGCGGAACCUGGCCUUGCGCCAGAGGCCUGACGCGGCCGGCGCCUAUGGCGUGGCUGGCAUCGCUGUCCUGACAAAUGGUCUACGGGACGUUGUGGACGCUAGAUGCGGCGCUAGCUGCUGCAGUAUAUUAUUGAAGUGGCUUCAGAACCUCUUGCAUGCAUGCAUGUAUGUAUGUAUGUAUGUAUGUGUGUGUGUGUGUGUGUGUGCAUGCGUGCGCGCGGGCUUUGUUGUGAAUAUGACGCGGGCUCUUUGCGCGUGGGACACCGCCCUGUGAAACUGCACCCUUCAAAAGACAUCUUUGACGUUGCGCUUCGGCGAAUGGCCGAACCGCCCGCCGCAAGGGUGGGCACGGAGCAAGCAACUGGUGUGACCCAGGCGCAUGACGCAAGAACUGACACAGCAGGUACCUGCACUGUCGGGAAGGUGAUUUACGACGGGAGGUCUUUCGUUGGGAGUUGGCUGGCAGAGCAUUGCUGGUUGUGCCGCACCAGACCAGCAGAUGGAUUGCGGCGGAAGCCGGAAGCGAACCUUUGGGACCGGCGGCCAAGAUGGCGCCGUGGCAUGCGUUUGCAGGGAGCUCUUGUGGAGCUCUUGGAUUGUUUCUUCCAUCCAGUUUCAACCAGGGAGGGCUACGUGGUGGGCCGUCUCUAAUGGCUUGCAACAUCGCUAGAUAGAGUAUACAACUGCAAGCGGCAUAUGGCCCGUGCCUGGGGUCUAGUAUGUAUGAUUAGUUUGAUGCCUCCUGACCUCUGCAACAAGAGGUGGGGCGCGCGUUGGAUCAGGACAGUGUGGCCUGUCGAUGCGAGGUGCUGGCCUGCUCCUCACAGAUGCAUGGCAAUCAGGAAAGGCACGCCCAGGGCGUGCGUGCAUUGAUCAGUGGGAUGCGCAGUAACGCACCGUAUGUAAGAUAGACUAUAU